CGCGAGCACCCGCUAGCCGGUAGGGAACGGCUCGGCGCGGAGCGGCUCGGCUCGGCACGGCACAGCCGGCCCAGGAUGGCGGAGGGCAGCCCCACAUCGCUCCUGCACCUCUCCAUCACCCGCUGGAUAGCCGAUAAUUUCUAUUUGUGUGAAGGAUGCACCAUACCCCGUUGGCUGCUAUAUGAAAUGUAUAUAGAAAACUUCAGUUCAAAUGACAACGACAAAGUAAAUUCAGCCACCUUUGGAAAGCUUAUCCGGUUAGUUUUCCCAGGUCUGGGGACAAGAAGGCUGGGCACCAGAGGCUGUGCCAGGUAUCAUUAUGAUGGAAUAGCUAUCAAGAAGGACUCUUCCUUUUAUGGACGUUAUUGCUUUCUUCUGUCUCAAAAAAAUUAUCGCAGGCAGUGCUCUCCAGGGAAGGGCGUUUCUACGUGGCAGCCGAGCACCCCGAUGGGCACCGGUGCAGACGCCUGCAGUUCUGGAGAUGCAGCUGGUUAUGAGAGCAACAGCAAAAGAAAAGGAACAGAUUUGCACUGUUUUCCAUCGGUCACUUAUCUGAACACUGAAGAAGACAGACUUGCAUACGUUUUGCCUGAAUUUGGGAUAGCCUGUCCUUGGGAGCAAGAUUUAGUGAACAAAUACCCCUAUGAAAUGGUCAUACAGAUUGCAAAUGAGUACAAUAGCCACUGCCAAGACAUUUUACAGGUUGUGAAAAUGCAAGAGCUUGACAAGGUGGAAGACUGUAUCACAUCAUUCUGGAAGUCGCUACAGCCCGAAAAAAUAGCAUUUAUAUGCUUGCCAGAUAUAUGCCAGCUGUUCAAGUGCUAUGACAGAUAUCUAUUCAAGGAAAUGGAUAACAUUCUCCUUGGUGACUUCCUGGAGGAGGUGUCUGUCCAAUAUCUGAAGUCAAUCAGAAUGUUCAGUAAAAAUGUUAAACUCUGGCUGCUUAAUGCUUUGGAAGAGCUUCCAAUGCCACUCCAAACAUCCAAAUCUAAAGAAGUUACAGUGUUUAUAAAAAGACUCAGGAGAAAGACAGAUCUUUCUAAUAUGGCCAAGACAAUGAGAAUAGUCUUGAACAACAACAGCAAAGUCACUGUUCUGAUCUCGGACUUGAAUGCUGUCAUCGGUCAGGGAUUACUGGAUGUGCCUGGAAACCUCUUUCAAAAGAAGUAUGGAAAUCCAGAUGAACUGCAGAACAACACGGAAAUCAAAUGUUUGAACGACCUAUUAUCUUCGCUGGCACAUUCGACAGAUAUUCGAGUUCUCCUAAGCUGUGUAUCUUCGAAUCUUCAGGCUUUUGUCAUUCAGCCAAGUAGGAAUAAACAGGAGUUUAGAAAACUGGCAGCUGAUUUCCAGUUGAGAUGGAACUUCCUACUGAGUGCAGUAGGCAAGGCAAUGACACUCAACUAUGCAGACAGUUUUGGAUCCUGGCAUUUGCUUAAUUUGCUACUCUUGGAUUAUGUUGCUCACGUCUUCCAGUCCUAUAUAGAGGAGGAGGAGGAGGAGGGAGAUGAAAGUUUCUGUGUCACACAGCAAAGCGACCAGCCUGUUCUGUGGGUUUAUGAGCCCAGCUACUUUGGGGGCUAUUUCACCGAGGAGGAACCUCAAGCCAAAGCUCCUCAGUCAACUCUCAUAAGUUUGAUGCUGAACCAGAGUGACAUCAGAUUAAGCAACGUAUACUCAGAGUUCUGAGUUGUUUGGGGGAGAAAGCCACAGAAAUCAAGCUCACCCAGGUCAUUUGGAAGACAAAACAGUUAAAACUUCCAUUCAGUCGGAUCUUCUGGUCAGAAGAAAAGCACUACUUACUCAAAGAGAUGGACAGAAUUUUUCUUUUCAUUUUUGUAUCCCACUUCCAGUUAAUUUUCAGAGAAAAUCAGCCUGAC
Molecule: messenger RNA, 1880 nt
Organism: Numida meleagris (helmeted guineafowl)
Lineage: Eukaryota; Metazoa; Chordata; Aves; Galliformes; Numididae
Gene: RFX8
Product: RFX family member 8, lacking RFX DNA binding domain
Exons: 16
Coding region: 76-1689 (537 amino acids)
Biological process (GO): regulation of transcription by RNA polymerase II
Molecular function (GO): RNA polymerase II cis-regulatory region sequence-specific DNA binding; DNA-binding transcription factor activity, RNA polymerase II-specific
Source: RefSeq, a predicted model, not a curated record